Molecule: messenger RNA, 1212 nt
Organism: Ruditapes philippinarum (Manila clam)
Lineage: Eukaryota; Metazoa; Mollusca; Bivalvia; Venerida; Veneridae
Product: zinc-regulated GTPase metalloprotein activator 1B-like
Exons: 14
Coding region: 43-1125 (360 amino acids)
Cellular component (GO): cytoplasm
Source: RefSeq, a predicted model, not a curated record
AUUUGCUUCAUCUGUGUGCAUAUUUCAGAAAAAUAUUGAAAAAUGUCAUCAUCAGAUGAAGAAGAAAUACCAGAUCUUGUUCCUGCUGGUGUCAAAGUUCCAAUUACUAUAAUCACAGGAUUUCUAGGUGCUGGGAAAACAACUUUAUUAAAUUAUGUGCUAUCAGAGCAACAUGGGAAGAGAAUUGCUGUCAUCAUGAACGAGUUUGGGGAUGGUGAUUCUAUAGAGAAGUCAAUGUCUGUAGGAACAGAUGGGGAGAGAUAUGAAGAAUGGCUAGAACUCAGGAAUGGUUGUCUUUGUUGCUCUGUUAAGGAUAAUGGGGUGAAGGCCAUUGAGAAUCUGAUGACAAAGAAAGGAAAGUUUGAUUAUAUUCUGUUAGAAACAACUGGCCUGGCAGAUCCUGGUCCAAUAGCUUCUAUAUUCUGGCUAGAUGAGGAGUUAUGCAGUGAUAUAUUCCUAGAUGGUAUUAUAACUAUGAUUGAUGCUAAAUAUGCACCAAAGUACCUGGCAGAGAAGAAAGAGGAUGGUUCGGUCAAUGAAUUUACAAGACAGGUGGCGCUAGCUGAUGUGCUCAUAGUAAAUAAAACUGAUCUCAUCACAGCUGAAGAACUAGUCAAUCUAAAAGACAGAAUUAGAUCUAUUAACAAAUUUGCAAGGUUUUUGGAAACUUCACAUGCAAAGACAAAUCUUGAUGACAUUUUAGAUCUGAAUGCAUAUGGUGACCUUACAACAGACAGUUUGGAAAGUACAUUUAUAGACAGGGGUUAUAGAAUAACUGACACACAUAUGAUAGAUAAGUCAGUGACCACUCUUACAUUGGAGCAAGAAGGUAACGUAGAUAAAGACAAACUAGAUAGAUUCCUUCAAACAUUACUCUGGGAAAAAUCAGUGCUUAACACACACGGUGAAGCCAUGGAAUUAUACAGAAUAAAGGGGGUAUUAUCAGUGGUGAAUACUGAACAAAGAUGUGUUGUGCAAGCCGUCCAUGAAUUGUAUGAUUCCCACCCAACUACCUCUUGGCAACCUGAUGAAAAAAGAAUUAAUAUAUUGGUAUUUAUAGGAAGAAAUUUGGACAGAGAAGUCUUAGAGAAGGAGUUUAUACAAUGUGUGUGCAAUAACACAUGAAACGACAUGUGCACAACUUUCUUUUAAAAUUAUUUAUAACUGUUUAAUUGUCCUUUGUCAUUAUCAAUAAAUGAGUGUAAAUACAGA